CCUAAGAGGCGCUUAUAAAUAGGCUGCACCUGAAUGCUAUUUUGAUGCAGAAAAGUAUCUAUUGAAACUAAAAUCCAUCUAUAAAUCCCUCUAAACAAAACCUAUUGUUCAAGAUGGAGUGCCAAAAUGGUACCGCAGAAAUCACUCGUCCACUUGCGAAUUUCGAUCCUGACGUUUGGGGGGAUACCUUCCUCGAUUACUCUUCCGCUGAUGAGUUUGAACAAAAUAGAGAUCAUGUUGCCUCGGCUGUAGAAUGCUACAUGAAACAAUAUGGGACUUCUGAGGAAGAAGCUUACAAAGAGAUCCAAUUGGAGAUGGAAGAAGCUUGGAAAGACAUGAAUGAAGAGUUGCUUCGACCAACUUGUGUUCCAAUGCCUCUGAUAACUCGAAUCAUUAACCUAUCAAGGUUUUUAUAUGAUCUAUAUAAGAUUGGUGAAGAUGGUUACACUAUGAGCAAGUAUCUGAAACUAAAAAUUGCUAAAGUUCUUAUUGAUCCCGUCAUAAUAUAAUAUUGGCGUACGUACGUUGUUAAAGUUGUAGCUUAAUAAGCCAUUUACGGUGUUUUACUUAAUAGACCUCGUUGAAUCUAGCAAUUGCUUAAGCUUGAUUCUUGAUCUAAGCUUGUGGCUCCUUUAGAAGCUAAAAGCCUUUGCGAAUUUUAAAUUCCUAAGCUUUUUUUUCAAUAUUAAAGAUAAUUUCUUUA
Beta vulgaris subsp. vulgaris (sugar beet) is the source of this 703-nucleotide messenger RNA. Its product is annotated as sesquiterpene synthase. Gene Ontology annotation, molecular function: terpene synthase activity; magnesium ion binding. NCBI's taxonomy places the organism in Eukaryota, Viridiplantae, Streptophyta, Magnoliopsida, Caryophyllales, Amaranthaceae. The transcript has 2 exons. The record is from RefSeq and is a predicted model, not a curated record. The coding region runs from base 114 to 509 and encodes 131 amino acids.